Tachysurus vachellii is the source of this 2021-nucleotide messenger RNA. RefSeq names its product BSD domain containing 1 (gene bsdc1). Bases 16 to 1278 code for a protein of 420 amino acids. The transcript is spliced from 11 exons. Gene Ontology annotation, cellular component: cytoplasm. Lineage: Eukaryota; Metazoa; Chordata; Actinopteri; Siluriformes; Bagridae. The record is from RefSeq and is a predicted model, not a curated record.
GUUGAAGGCGUUCAGAUGACGUCAUGCGUUGAAGAUGGCGGAAGGUUUGCUGUUGAUGAAUUGAUGAGUCUCGGUAUGUGUGACGGUCUCAGGGAAGGAGUCUGGUGGGGAGGCUGGUUUCAGCAGAGCUUCCAGUCCAUCAAAGAUAAAUCAUCUGAAGCCAUCGAGUUCAUCAAAAGGGAUUUAACAGAGUUCUCGACCGUAGUGCAGCAUGACACCGCCUGCUCCAUCGUCGCCACGGCCAACGCCGUCAAGAGCAAGCUGGCCGUGGAAGGUUCUUCCGAGACCACGGAGAAGGUGAAGAAGAGCCUUUCUAACAUACUGGGGGUGAUUACGGACACGCUCGCGCCUCCGCCUGACAUGACCAUCGACUGCGAUGUAAUCACUCUGGUAGCCACGCCGGCCGGAACCACUGAGGUGUACGACAGCACCAAGGCUCGACUCUACACUCUUCAAGCCGACCCUGCUACGUACUGCAACGAGCCCGACGGUCCUCCAGAGCAGUUCGACUCAUGGCUUUCCACUUUCAGCCUGGAUGAGAAGAAAGCUGAAAUCUCAGAGCUGCUGGUGAACAGCCCCUCUAUUCGAGCCCUCUACACUAAAAUGGUUCCAGCAGCUGUGGCGCACUCUGAGUUUUGGCAGCGCUACUUUUACAAAGUGUAUCAGUUGGAUCAGGAGGAAGCCAGGAGAGUAGCACUAAAACGGCGAGCAGAGGAAACCACUCAGUCUGAGAGUCUGGGUUGGGAGGAGGAAGAGGAAGAUCAGUUCCUCGGAGCCUCGUCUCCGUCUCGCUUGGACUUCGCUCCUCCUCCGGUAGUCACAGAGAGCGGAGCUUUGUGCGCCGCCUCAUCCUCCUCCGAGGUGCCGCGUUCCCAUGGCGACACCACGUCCGACGUCACUCCGUCGGUCAGCAGCGACAGCGUCAGUUUCCCGACGCAGCUGGAGAACCUUCCGGACAGUUGCCCCAAGGCACCACACCAGGACGAGAAGCAGAAGAGCACUGUCGGUGCAGAGGGAGCUGGGAGAAAAGAGGGAGUGAGGGAACAGGAAGCAAGGAAAGAGGACGGAGUGCAAGACCUGCGUGUGUUUGAGCUGAACUCUGACAGCGGCAAGUCCACGCCAUCCACCAACGGCAAGAAAGGUUCCAGUACAGACGUGAGCGAGGACUGGGAGAAAGACUUUGACCUGGAUAUGACUGAGGAAGAGGUUCAGAUGGCUCUGGCCAAAGCCGACGCCACUGCAGAGUUUGAAGACGAGGACUGGGAGAACUGGGACUGAAGAGUCAGAGCCUGACGACCAUGUUAGAACUUCGCCGUUUUUCCAAACGAUCCCCUGCGCUUUAACUCUCGAAACUCUCAAGUCCACACCCACAAUUUCUCAUUCAGCCAAUGGGAGCAGGCCGCUGGCCUCGAGCGGGAGUUUCACUUCAGAGCUGAAUUCAUUCACCUUCCAACAAGCCGCCGUUUUCUUUUCGUUUUGUUUUGUUCUUUUCAGGGGAAGACUUGGCUUUAGAGCAGACGUGAGAGCUGAACAGAACACGGAAAAAAAAAAUACUAAUCAUCCCAGAGAUUGAGGUAUUGAUGAUGUUGUUAUGGAAGAUGACGCCUAAUCUUACAGAAUGUCAUUCGUUGUUUUGUUUUUUUUUUCGCUAAGAGCGGGAAACACCGAUAUAUCAGCUUCCGGGGCUUCGUCCAGUCAGUAGCUGUACUCUGAUCUGUGUAAUUUAUGUCACGUCGUCGUGUUUCCUUCUUCGAGUACGUCAUCAGCUGGCUUUAGGUUGUUUGUUUUUUAUCAUUGUUUCUUCUUCGUCUACGAAGUGCUAACUUCUCUAAUCUUAUGCAAGUGAUUGAAUUAGCAUAAAGUACGUUCUGCCUUUUUUCAUAGACGACUAUUGGCACUUUGGUUUGACGGAUACGAUGCGCUCCGCGACUCUGUUCAGUGUUGUGUGGAAUGUUGGGGGGGCUGUCAUUUGUCACAAUGUUCAAACUGUUCAUAUUUGACUAAAGACAAACCGAUGAAAA